AUGGCCAAGACCCCCUCCUCUCCCAAGCAGCCAUUGUCAGGAGGAACAGACUCUGUUUUCUACUUUGUCUUUCAUAAAAUGCAGCAAAUCUGGCAAAAAUAAAGCAAAAAGCAGAGGUUUAGUAAGCUUUUGUUUCCGUUUGUGCAAUAAGUUGGUGUAAAAAAUGGUUUUAUGAUAAAUUACUUUGUUUAGUUAUAAAAAAAUAAACUACCAUUAUUCAUGACAUCAAGCAAUAUGUUCCAGAUCAGCCCCACUCUCUGACCAAUUCCAGCCUCACUUAAAAACAAGAGAACCCUUUAAAGUUUGGGAGGUAUGUAUAUGAGGUAAGAAAAAAUGGCGCGAGGAUUGGACAUGCGGAUACAGAUUUAGGGAGAGACAUGUAGCAGUCACCACGGAAACCAAUGGAAUGUUCAUGAUAACUGGCCCAGUUAAUUACAGCACCCUGACGUUAUUUUGCAAUGAAUCCAGUCUGCUUAGGAUGACUUUAUUCAGAUAGAAUCUUGAACGUGUGUGACUCAUCAUGAUGAGCGCGUUGCUCAAAGGGAGCAUAAGGGCAAUCAAGGCCAGUAUGUCAUCAAUGGCCACUGUCACAUUCCGGGACUUUUAUUUAUAUUUUUAUAUAUAUAUAUAUAUAUGUAAAAAAAACAGAAUUUAUAUCUUGUAAUCCCUUUUUUAUUGGACUAACAAAUAUAUAAAUAAAUAUGUAAUAUGUGCUCUUGCUGGCAAACAUGGCACCUACAACAAAGUACUAUUUACUAGAAUGAAAAGUGCGAAGUAUUUCUUUGCCACUGAGUGUACAAUGUCCAUACAAUUAUUAAACAAUAGCCGGAUUUUUACAGUUGCCAUGUUUCAAGGCUAAAUGCAGGCUUGCUCAUUUUAUUCACAGAUUUCACUGCAUAUUUGAGGACCUUGAGCAGUGCUGGGCAGUUAUUCUGAUUAUAUUACAUUAUAUUACAUUUCUACGUUGGCUGCUUAAACUGUUUCUUUUUAUUUAAAAUGCUCUACAGUGCUAAAACACAUGUUGUGUUAUGAGUAUCACAGAGCUCCACAAACAUAAAAUUAUAGAGUGUCUUAUUUAAGCAUUAGUGACUAUUAAUAAAAUAAUUUGGUCCUACUGUGAAUGACAAUGACAUGUUUUAUAUUGUAAUUAGAUUUAUUUAAGGCAAUCUAGUCACUGAACCGGUUUUGCAUGUCAAAAUAUUGGAAGGUAAGUCAGGGCCACAAUCUUCUCCCUCUGAAUAUUGGUAUUAAGAUAUUAGAUGCACAGUAAUGUGGGGUGUCUAUGAGUGUAUAACAGAGCUCCACUGCAAUAGAAUUAACUUUAAUAUGUUGUGUACCACAGAGCUCCACCUCAAAAACAAAAAAAACCCUCACAGAUAUGCACCAUGUCAAUAAUUCUCCUAGUAGUCAGUAAUGUAUAGUGUAUCAGAGCUCCAUUGCAAAAAAAAUCAACCACUGUGUAUCACAGAGCUCCACAUCACAGAGCUUUACUGCAAUAAAACUCACCACUGAGUGAUUUAAAACUACACUUUGUGUAUCAGUUUCCUUAAAUACAAUACUCAUUAAAACCAACAAAAUAACUGCUCACUAAAGGACAAAAUAGCAGCUGAGUAUUAUUUUGGCUUCUAAUUUGCAACUUCCUUGCCAAUUCACAAUUCCAAGUUUAGUGACUUAAACCUAUAGCAAUGUGACAUUCCUAUGAGCAUAUCACACAGUUUCACAGGAAUAACACAGUUUAGGAAUCAGAAUGUAGAAAUAUAAGAAAAUAUAACAAGAGGUUUUUCAGAGAGCAUUUUAAAGUGUUUUGCCUUGUUUUGGACACUCCAGUGCCAAUCUACAGCAAUAACACACCAACUAGAGGACUGACCAAAACUCUCAUAUCCUUUCCUCUCCACCAUUCCCCCCCAGGCCCUGUGAUAAUCAAAAUAUGGGCAUGAAAUCAACUAAAAUAAAAUUAUACAUGCAUCUGAUUUUCUAAAGCCUUAAUUCUUUAAAUAUAACUAUAUAUAUCUAAACUAUUCUGAAACAUGACCUGCCGCUAAAAAUGACAAAAUAGUUUUUUUUCACAACCCCUGAGACCAGCAAUAAAUGAUUUAUUUUCUCAUCAGAUCUGAUCAAUUUUUCCCUUAUGUAAGGGUUGGGAAAGAGCACAGGGGGCGUGGCUAAUGAGAGGAGGAGGCGUGUCCCCAGCAGAGAGGAGUGAUACUGUAUCACUCUCCAGAGUUCUUUUUACACUUGGUGGGAAGGAUUGACUCCAGGUGGGGGUGGGGCCAGGACUGUUGACGUGUUUCUUGAUCCCAGAGUGCAGGGUCAGGGCAGCUCUAUCUGCCCCUGUGCUGGGGAGGCUACAGACAGCAGGGUAUGGGGUUUGUACCCAGCCUGCCUCUCUGGGGAAACACAGAACUGCCUGGGGUAAGAUUACAGCUUCCUACCCCCUAUGACUCCCCCCACAGCAUUGCAAUAUGUAGAAGUAAUGUAUCUGAUCAGCUGGGCUCCCAUCUGUUACACUGUAUACAAAGUGUGGGGAUCACAGUUAUAAUGGAGGCUGCAGCGUGUACACAGGCUAAAAUCUACAGCUUAUAGCAAGGGGUUACUUUCUGUACACUGAGUGACACUCACUAUCUUGUAAGAGCAGGUCUGUUUACACGAUUAUCUAUGUGUGCAGAUAGACUAACACAUGCACACAGUUACUGGGUAAUUUACUGUAUCUGUUACUGAAUAAUAUAUAGACAGAAACAUCUGACGUUUAUUAAAUGUGCAGCAACAGUUUCAAAAGUUAGUUUAAUUAAGCAAAAAACUGUUACUGGGGGCAAUAAGACACUCAGGGUUACUGUAAUAAGAUGUUACAGGGUAAUAAGGCACUCAGGAGUUGGGUUACUGUAAUAAGAUGUUACAGGGUAAUAAGACACUCAGGAGCCGGGUUACUGAAAAAGAUAUAACACGGUAAUAAGGCACUCACAAGCCGGGUUACUGAAAUAAAAUGUUACAGGGUAAUAAGGCACUCUGGAGCCGGUUUACUGUAAUAAAAUGUUACAGUGUAAUAAGGCACUCAGGAGCCGGGUUACUGUAAUGAGAUGUUACAGGUUAAUAAGGCGCUCAGGAGCCGGGUUACUGUAAUAAGAUGUUACAGGGUAAUAAGGCGUUCAGGAGCCGAGUUACUGUAAUAAGAUGUUACAGGGUAAUAAGGCACUCAGGAGCCAGGUUACUGUAAUAAGAUGUUACAGGGUAAUAAGGCGUUCAGGAGCCGAGUUACUGUAAUAAGAUGUUACAGGGUAAUAAGGCACUCAGGAGCCAGGUUACUGUAAUAAGAUGUUACAGGGUAAUAAGGCACUCAGGAGCCGGGUUACUGUAAUAAGAUGCUACAGGGUAAUAAGGCACUCAGGAGCCAGGUUACUGUAAUAAGAUAUUAUAGGGUAAUAAGGUACUCAGGAAGUUACAGGGUAAUAAAGCACUCAUGAGCCGGUUUACUGUAAUAAGAUGUUACGAGGUAAUAAGGCAUUCAGGAGCCAGGUUACUGUAAUAAGACGUAAGAUAUUACAGGGUAAUAAGGCACUCAGGAGCCGUGUGGAUGUAAUAAGAUUCACAACUGUAGAACACCUGACAGGUGAACUUCUCUUCUCUGAAAUUUACACCCGUGGAUAAAAUCAUCUAUAUUACAAACUUCUUUUUCUAAUAUGCUCCAUUUUCUUUGAAAUUUAUAGCAUAUUAUAUGACGAGGGGGGGCUAAGGGGCAUGCAUAGAGAGCUUUCCUACAGGAAUUUUACUGACGCUUGAUGUCCUCAUGCAAAACGUGAGGACGUCCGUUAGAUAAUUAAAAGUCCAUUAGCAACCAGGAAGCGCUUCUAGUGGGUGUCUGAUUGACAACCAUAAGAGGUAGUCUUCGUCCUACAAUGUAAUUAUUGCAGUUUCUCAACAAUUACAAUGAUUUACAUUGCAGGACUAAGUAGGACUGGAACACUGCACCUAGACCACAUCACUGAGAUGUAGUGGUCUGGGUGACGAUGGUGUCCCUUUCAGUCUAUUUUUAUAACAAUGAUUGACAGGGAGCUAAGAUGGAGGUACUCAAGCUCAAGAUAUAGAGGUGUGGAUUUCUACAUUUAGGUAAAAAAAAAUCACAUUCCACAAACAAAUAUUUGUUAAAAAAAAAUAAAUAGGAAUAAGUAAAUAUAAUAUAAAAAAAAACAUGGGAAUUGAUAAUUAGCCUUGAAAUAAUAUGUUGCAGUGGUAAUAUUUUAAUCUGUGUGCCAAGGCCAAUAGUAUUUAUUUCCGUACAGAGGUCAGAAGAAAAAGGUGGAUCAAAUAUUAAUGACCUGAGAGCUCAAAGUUCAGCCAUGUGGUAUAUAGUUACCAUCCAGUAAAACCUAUCACACAUGCUAUCAAUUAGAGUGUACGAUAGAGCAAUGCUACGCAACGGUGCUUUACGCUGCACGGCUGCAGCCUGUCAUUCUCGCAGUCAGUGUAUGUUGUAAUAGACUUUGCAAUUCCUACCUUAUAUAAACAGGACAUUGUAUUCAAUCAAUAUACUAAUAUAUCAAAUCUGCAAUGUUUUGUCCUACUAGGUAUCUGCCUGGUAAUCUCCCUUGUUUACUGUAUAAUUCACACAGUGCAUCUGUAUGAACUAAAACAGUGACUGUUGUAUUGUUGUCGUUGCUCUGUUCACCAGUAGAAUAAAGCUUUUUUUAAUACAUAGGGUUUUUUAAAAAAUAAUUUUUUAUUAGAACCGAAUAUACAUAUCGGUUUUCAGUCCUUCAAUACAGGUCACUAUGGAUCCCUUCAGGUAUGGAUGGAAAAAGAGUUUGUUAAUGGACCGACUUCUGGGAAAAUUCACGAAAAAAAAUUCUUAUGGCGCGUAAUGUGAAGAUUAUCCUGCGCGUGAGUACCUAAAAGAGAAAAGUGUAGGAAGUUAAAGGGAUAGUACAUUAUUCCAAGCAUACAAUCUCAUCAGUAGGACAUGGUGGAGGAAGUGUUUAGACUGCCACUGGAAUUGUCUGAAAUGACUUUGUUAAUGAUGUGCCCGUUAUGACGGCAGUGAUACGAAUUCUUGAGUUUGCUGAAAUAAUUCAAAUUUCUGGAAACUCUUCAGAAUCCACUUCACCUUUCGGCAGGAAUGUAGGCCUAAACACACUACUAAAGCAGAUAACGAGCCUUCAGGGCCAGAACCUGCAAUGUGGAACGUUCUUGAGUGGCCUGGUUAAUUAUCCAACAUGCAUCCUCUGCUUCUCGACCAAAGACUAAUGUGCAAUAUUCAGCCUAGCUGGAGAGCAGAUCAAUACCCAGCCUUUGUGAAGGUCACUUGAUUGCGGAAUAUUCAAGUCACCGAAAUUCACAAGAUCUGCAACCGAGUACAAAGUAUGACCACAUUUUUAAGUUUAAGUAUUUUGUUCUCCUGGAAGGGCUACAUUUUCUGCAUAGUUCACAGUUUAUAGAUGAUCAUAAGUUCUUUUUAAAGCUGAUAAUCUCGUUUUAGUCGUACACUGGGCUGGAUGGCAUACAGUGCCAAACAAUAAAACUCAAAUAAAAGUACUUGCAGACUACACCGUAUUAACGCCAGCACUUGGCUUGUGUGCUCACAGUAAAAUAUAUUUAAGGCAAACAUCCGAGUAACAUCAAACCAAAGUGUAAACAUUUGUGACCUUUAUAAUGCCAAUAAGGGAACACGUGUGAAGAUGAGAAGAGCAGUGGGUUGUAGGAUGUGGCACCAACUCUUUGUCCCUUCGGUAACAUCUGUUGCCUCGGCAUCUUUGAGGCUUGGAGUCUAACCAGUGAAGACUUCUUAAGUGAGACUCCAACUGAGCUGAGAAUAGGGAAAUCAAAAUACUAUGGAGAGCAUGUUAGCUAUGGUGAAAUGGGUGGGUUAUGGAAAAAGACAACUUAGAGGUGUAAUCUAAUGCAGGAGACAUGGUAAGUGAAGCAAAGUGGGGCUAAUGGGGAACAAAUGAAUAUCGUAGAAGGAUAAAUUACGACGAUAUACUGAGGAUAAGGGUAUGAUGAAGUGUAAGAAUGUGGGGGAUUGGGUAGUGUAGCUCAGUGUGUGAAUUAAAAUUCUGACACAAUGCACAUAGCAUAUGACCACCCACCCUAUAGAGCACAUGAGGCAUCCAGAUCAGAACUGAGAAAUGCCCAGAUUCUGGACCGAUUGCCUGCCUUGAGGAUUGGUAAGUAGAGAAUUCACCCUCUUAGGUUAUUGUAUAUCCCUGUUCUUACAAGCAAUGCGUACAAACAAUGUCUACUGUAUAUUUGAGCGUAAGCUCUUCAGACAGGAUUCUGUUACAGUUUAUUAACUCCUGAUGUCUCCUUUUUACAGGCCGUAGAUGCUGCAUUAAUUCACAUUGUGUAAAGUGUGGCACUAUUGUCCAGAUGGAGUCCUGCACAGUGUUACCCAUCGCUGUCUAAACUCACAGUAACUGCUCAGCGUCUCUCAGCACUGCAAUAAUUACUACAGACUGCUGCCUCCAUUACCAUCGUCCACACAGCAGACUAUUCCUCCAGCAAGGUGCAGUACUGCAGCGUCACUCCUUUACUUCAGUAUCUUGCAAACUUGCAGAGCAUUGCACGAUUUCCACAUUCUGAACCCCACGGAACAUUCCUUCAACUUUCUUUAGAAUCUAGAACUACAGAAUAUUGCACCUGAAAGUGAAUAUCACUAACCAGAGACCUUCUUCGUCAUCCCAUAAAGCCUCAUUAUUACUCAUAGACCUGCAGAGCUUUGCAUCUUUCUCAUCACCUCCUCGUGGCCUAGGAAGCAGUACACUUUUUUCCCCAGCAACUGGUGUGCAGAUCAUUUAACGAAUUAUAGCAGCAGGAAGACUUGUGAUACAAACUCUGUUUUAGAUAUAGGUGUCUCAUGCACGCAUUAAAGAUGGAGGACAGCUUGUUGUUCAUUUAUAUUGUGGCAGCCUGUAGUUUUACUGGAUUUCAAAUCUUCUUCUCUGUGAUUAGCCCCCAAAUCUCAGCCAUGUUAUCCACAACCUACCCACAGCUCAGCAAGGCAAAGCAGUGUGAGUGGGACUCCAGGUAAUGUCUGCCUUAUUGUUUCCUGAGUGCCUUAUUACCCUGUAACAUCUUAUUACAGUAACCCGGCUCCUGAGCGCCUUAUUACCCUGUAACAUCUUAUUACAGUAACCCGGCUCCUGAGCGCCUUAUUACCCUGUAACAUCUUAUUACAGUAACCCGGCUCCUGAGUGCCUUAUUACCCUGUAACAUCUUAUUACAGUAACCCGGCUCCUGAGUGCCUUAUUACCCUGUAACAUCUUAUUACAGUAACCCGGCUCCUGAGUGCCUUAUUACCCUGUAACAUCUUAUUACAGUAACCCGGCUCCUGAGCGCUUUAUUACCCUGUAACGUCUUAUUACAGUAACCAGGCUCCUGAGUGCCUUAUUGCCCUGUAACAUCUUAUUACAGUGACUUUAGGAGUUGUGGCCUUUAUGACGUGUCUGUUAUGUUGCAGGUGUGUUUCCACGGUCCAUGCAUUCGUUGUGGGGUCAUUCUGCCUGUACAUCUUGGCCUAUGAUGAUGCUGUGAACUCUGAUCCGAUAUGGUGAGUAUUUAAAUCCUACAUUACUUUCUCACUACGACACUGUUUGUAAUUGAGUUAUUUUCUAUUCUGCUGACUUGUACAGCUACAAUUAUAGCCAUAUCUGAGAUAAAAUAAUGCCUACUCCUUCUGUGUCUAAUAUAUACACAUUUACUUCUCUAUUCUGUACUGCACACACAGCUAGAUCACUACACUGUCAUCUCUCUUUACAGCUUACACAGAUAUUUCUGUAUGUUCUAAAAUACAUUUACAUUUUUACAUAAUCUCUAACUGCUUUUCCUAUAGAGCCAGCUUCCCCAAACUCCGGCCCUCCAGAUGUUGCUGAACUACAAAUCCCAUGAUUCCAUGAAUGAAAUAGGUAGCCUGAGAAUCAUGGGAGUUGUAGUUCAGCAACAUCUGAAGGGCCGCAGUUUGGGGAAGCCUGGCUUAGAGAGAUACUAUAGUGGCAUAAAUACAAUCUGCGACAAGUGGGGGCUAAUGCGCAUGCAUGGGAAAUGCAGCGCAUGCAUUAUACCUCCCCAUAGGAAAGCAUUGAAUCGCAUUAUACCUUCCCAUAAGAAAGCAUUGAAUCAAUGAUUUUCUAUGGGUUAGAAGUUGACGCAGAGCAUGAGGACGUCCAGAUACCACAACAAAGGUCCGAUUCAGGAAGCCCUCUAGUGACAGCCAUUGUAGGCAGACUUAGUGCUGCAAUGUAAACAUUGCAAUUUCUCUGAAAGUGCAAUAGGGACACAGCACCCAGACCACUUCAAUGAGCUGAAGUGGUUUGGGUGCCUAUAGUGUCCCUUUAAGGACCACUAAAGUCACUCAGACCAGUUUAUCUCAAUGAAGCAGUCGGAGUGCAGUAGCUCUGUAGUUUUAAUCCUGCAAUAUAAAGCUUUGCAGUUCCUGACAGCCCUUAGAGGCACUUCCUCCUCCAGAGCCAAGAGAAACUCGAUCCUGUAAUCAUAGCAGCCUUUGACUGCAGGAGUGGGGCGUUUGGCUGCGCAUGCAAAUCUCCAAUUCAAUGCUUCUCUGUAAGACACCCUGGAUUGGUAGAGAUCAUACAAGAUGCCAGAAGCCACGCUGAUAUCUUAGGAGGUGGAGUGGUCAGCUGCAGCAGAGGAGUCUCGGCUCUGAAGAUGAGCUGCAUAUUUGCUCUAUUUAAUUUUUUUUUUCAGCAAAGGGGGAUGGACAGUUGUCUCAAUGAUAGAGGGGAACCUAUAGUCCCAAAAUAAAUAUAGUUACAACAGUACACGUAGUGCUUUAUCAGAGGACCUCUUACUACCCAUACUGCAACACUCUGCUCUUACUACCCUGAUUCCCUGUACAUAUAUAUAGUGCUUUACCAGAUGAGUUCUAUUUGUAUUCCCUGCUUAUCAUUGCUUACACAUUUAAUGGUUCAAUCAGAGCUGCUCUAUUCCUGUUCUCUGUAUAAGAGAGACCGGUGACAGGUGACAUCUGUUGGAACCAUCCUGUGGUUUGCGUCUCUACGCUGCUACAAACCACUAGAACCAAUUUUGAGGUGGGGGCAUGCUCGGGAUUGUUCUGUAGUUAGCGAAGGAUCUUCCCUACACACUAGACAAAUUCCAGUCCUGCAAGCACAGGGACAGUGCUGCCAAGAGAAGUUUGGGGCCCCUUACAAAAUGACUAUCAGACCGUUACCCCCAUCCACACGUUCCCAAACACAGAGAUACAUUCUCACAGACAUACGCAGACAGAUAUGCAUUCUUAGAUACUCACCGAUACAUACUCCCUGACACGUGCACACUGUCACAUGCAGACAUACAUUGCCAGACAGAAACAGACACAGAUAACGACACUCACUGCCAGACACACACUCUCACAGAUAAAUGCUGCCAGGCAGAUGCACACACUGGGAAAAAAAUAUAAACACAAUGCAUACACAAAACCAGAUCACACACUGACAGACACACACAUGUACUCAGAUGCAUGAAUUCAGCCACAAAUACUGAAAUACAUGUUGGUUUUUAGCCUAUCUUUUUCCAGCAGGGUUAUGGCUUGCUGGUGGGGAGUGGGCUAUUCAGGUGUGAACGGUCAUUUUCACACAGCUUCCUUCAUGUGCUGGGAGGAGGGGACAACCUGUAUACUCCAAGCACUUCCACGGAGGAAUAAAAAGAAAGUCUUGAAUGCAGUUUGGUUAGGGUCACACUCUGUCACGGAUCUGCAAUGUGAUCUAGUUAAUGCAAAUAGUUACACUUCAUUGCCCAAAUAAUUAAAAAAUAUCUAAAUUUUCAAAAGAAAACAUGCAUGCAUAUAUUUAUGCACUUUUUCAUUUAAGGUAUAUCUAAAAAUACAGUUAAAAGCUGUAGAUCUCUUAUCUGCAGCCUUUGCAAGCCCUCCCCUUCUAACCCCGCCCAGUCUUUCUGUGUCUGUCCAAUCACAGACUUCCCAAUGCCUUUGCAAGGCAGGUGAUUUGGACAAUUGCUGCCUCAUGAGUUGAGCUACACCGAGCUAACCAAACCAGGAAGUAACAGGACCGACUGUCUGAUUGUCAGCCAGGGGAGUUGUAACCAGGCUAAUUUAUAAAAAUGACAAUUUCUAUUGAAAUCUGCACUUUUUGUAAAAAGGGGGGAAAAAAGGACACUUUUCAAACAUAAAGUACUUCAACAAGUACUUGUUUGAAGUGUUUCUUUAUAUUUCUCAACUAGAUUGCAUAAUGAUACAGGGCUGCAUUUGGGCCCCAAUCCUUGGCCAGGCCUCUUAAUAACUCUGGGCUAUAAAACAUUAAAUAUAGCAUGAAAAGCCAAUCUCAUACCAUUCCCGUGGCUGAUCUUUUACGCUCAGUCGAUCCCAGUGAAAGUUACGUGGUGGAUACACAAAGGAUUAAUAGUGGGUUUAAGGAGACAGCAAAUUCUUUCAUUUUUUUUUUUUAUAUAUAUUCAAUUAUUUAGGCCAGAUUGACCAAUGUACUAAUUAAUCAGGACUUCACUCCCAAGUAAUUCCAAUGAUUGUCUCACAAACUCGAACUCUAAUAACACUGUCAACAGUAUCCACUUCCGUAAGGUUUUAUAUUUACAUAAUAUUAUGGCAUUGGUCCAUGAUUCCGGCAGAACCAGGUUUUAAGGGAUAUAUCGUUCAUAGUCUCAGGCACGUUCAUUCACGGCAAGGCAUGAAUUAUGCCUUAUUUGAAAGAAUAGAUGCCACAAUGCCACAAUUAGAUUGCCAUUAAUAUAUUUUAUUUAUUUAUUUUUGUAUAUGGAGCCAUUUGAGGCUGUACAUCACGGAUUCCGGUUUUGAUGCUCUUAAAGAAUCUAUUUACGCUCAGAUUCUAUUCAAUACAGAAAUGUUCUCAGGAUACAAAGUUUCUAAUCUAUUAUGAUUGCAUGUUAGAAUUCUAAUACAAGACAUAUUUUCACAUAUAGUGGGUUUUUAUUGUAUUUUGUGUUUAGUAUGUCUUUCCUGUUUGGAGGGAGUCCAAGUAGCCAAAGCAUUUCUCCUAAACAACAUUGUCUUGAUAAGGCUUGAAAUAUUGUUCUAGUGCCUAACCAAACUCUAUAGGUUAUGGUCCCUAUUUAGAUUCGAGGGGCCCCCUAAAUUUAAUAACAAUAUUGCAAAUAAAGGGUUUUACAGGCCUUGCAGUUACAGCUCCUCCUCUUGCGUCAUCAUUUGGUCUGCUGACUCUUCUCGUACCUCUUAACCAAUCAAAUGAUUUUCAUAGAUAAUCAUUAUGGAUGAGAAGCACAUGCAAGGAAAGCCCAACAUAUGAGCAGCAUUUGAUGAUGUCUGCCGAUAAAAGACCUGUGUUUAGCCCUGUACUGAAAACAUUUCAAUAUCUACUAGACGGAAACGUGUUCAAUUUCAGAACUAAGAGGAACACUGCACCCAGAACACUGCAUUGAGCUGAAUUGGUCUGGGUCACCUAAAGGAACACUAUAGUCACCUAAAUUACUUUAGCUAAAUAAAGCAGUUUUAGAGUAUAGAGCAUUCCCCUGCAAUUUCACUGCUCAAUUCACUGUCAUUUAGGAGUUAAAUCACUUUGUUUCUGUUUAUGCAGCCCUAGCCACACCUCCCCUGGCUAUGAUUGACAGAGCCUGCAUGAAAAAAAAAACUGGUUUCACUUUCAAACAGAUGUAAUUUCCUUAAAUAAUUGUAUCUCAAUCUCUAAAUUGAACUUUAAUCACAUACAGGAGGCUCUUGCAGGGUCUAGCAAGCUAUUAACAUAGCAGGGGAUAAGAAAAUCUUAAUUAAACAGAACUUGCAAUAAAGAAAGCCUAAAUAGGGCUCUCUUUACAGGAAGUGUUUAUGGAAGGCUGUGCAAGUCACAUGCAGGGAGGUGUGACUAGGGUUCAUAAACAAAGGGAUUUAACUCCUAAAUGGCAGAGGAUUGAGCAGUGAGGCUGCAGGGGCAUGUUCUAUACACCAAAACUGCUUCAUUAAGCUAAAGUUGUUCAGGUGACUAUAGUGUCCCUUUAACCCCUUAAGGACACAUGACAUGUGUGACAUGUCAUGAUUCCCUUUUAUUCCAGAAGUUUGGUCCUUAAGGGGUUAAGUGGUCCUUUUAAGAUUGUUGGGGCAGCGUAGUCUGGCACUCUCAGCCUAUCACUGCCAUCCAAGGUUGGGUGACUUUGCAUAGAGAACGCAGAAUGGUAAUUCCAUAUUAUGUCUGCAUCUGUAGAGAAGUCCGAGUGGGGGUGGAAGGGAGAGCUUAGUCUUUCUCAAAGAGCUCCAGAAAACAGUGGGAAAGUAUCAUAAAUACUACAAUGACCUGCAUUGAUGUACAGUGUGUGUCCCUUUAAAAUAUAUAAUAAAUACUUUAUUGUAUACGUUGUAAUCUAAAGGGACAAUCGAGGCUGAAAAUGAAACCAGUUUUUUAAUUAAUUAAAUAAAUAAAAGAGAGGGAAAAAAAUCCUCUUUGAAUUUCCUGUAUUUGGUUAAAAUUCACAGGAUUUUGCAGCAUCUGCAGUGAGCUCAGCCCAGACCACCAAGCAGAAUCUCCUACACAUUUGCAGCAAAGUGCGGAAAGCGAGUAUCAAUUUUCUAACAUUGUUAAUCUAAUUUUGCAUUUAAAAAAAAUAAAUAAAAUAUAAAAUACAUUAAUAAUGUAAGUCAGCCCCAGCGUGGAGUAUUCCUGUGUAUAAUUGUGGUGUGUGUUCGGUUGUUUAUUGAGCUGUUGAUGGAGUGCCUUUUGGUUCAAACACAUGCAGUCUUUGUUCAUGUGCCUGUCCCCCUCCCCCCUGUCUCUCCAUACAACAAUUAGUUCUAAUAAACUUACACAACAAGCAUAUUCUGUCUUGAUGGAUAUUUUCCCUUUAUAUUGACAUCCUCACCCAAUGAGACUUUCCUCUAGCCCAGUUGUAGGCAGCCAUCAGCACUCCAGAUGUUUGUGGACUACAUCUCCCAUGAUUCUCUUGCAGCCAUUAAGAUGGCAAAGCAUAAUGGGAGAUCUAGUCCGCAAGACACAGAGAGACGAAGGUUGCCUAGCCCUGCAUCCAGUCUUCAAUCCUUUAAGGGACACACCAGGCUGGAGUUAAACCCACUAUUUUAUUUUUUUUAUAUAUAGAUAAUGUACAAAAACAUCCUCAACUUGGGCACUACAUCAGUCUCUGCUAUUCCGGUACUGUCUAAAUACAUAUAGUACCAUCAUUGGGUCUGUAUCUUUUUACAUUAUUCACUGCUAUCCCUGUACUGACUGCAUAUAGGGUUGUCACUACAUCUUUAUAUUGUAUCUGACUCUGCUGUUCCUGUGCCACCAUAUACAGCUCUGUCAAUACAUCUCCAUUCUGUGCCUGACUCUGCUGUUCCUGUACUGUCUGCAUACACAAACUACUACUACUUAUGUGUCCUGCUGCAUACUCUGCUAUUCCUGUUCUGACCUCCCCCAUAGCCCAGUGUUUAAUGCUGUACAAAAAGCUCCCUUGUGUGUAAUAUAAUAAAGUCCUUUGUCAUGUGAAGUGUGAUUCCUCUUGUCCCUCCCAAACAAUUCACGCUGUUUAAAAGGAAGAAAAUGACUUGCAGCUUUUUCAACUUAUAUAAAAAAAUCCUCUGGAUUGAACAGGUUAACCACUUUUAAUGUUUCGCAUAAAUUGUUCCCUUUUCAUCUCUCUAUAAAAGGUCCGUCGCUUUACAUAACCAUAUUUUUGAGCGUUAGUAUUUAUUUUAUCUAUGGUAUUCAAUUUUCUAUAGUUUGACUCAUUUCAGAACUACCUCCUGAAAAGGCAUGCCAUGGCAUUUAAUGCAAAUUAUCUUACAUUCCCCAUGAUUCCUAUCAUCACAAGCUUUCCUAAAAUACUUAACCCCACAUGAGACCCUACUAAAGUCAUUUUUUUUCCCAUUUUGAGCAAAUUAACUGAGCAUACAACUCGAUUAGUUCUUUGGGUGAAUUCACAUUAAAAGCAAAUUUUCCCAGAGUUGAUACAACUCACAGAAUGCUGUAGUGUUGAACACAACAUAACAACCCCACUCUUCUAUCUCUCUGUUCCAUUAAAUGUUGUAAUGAAUAUUAUUUGCCAUUUUACAUUCCGUAGAAUGUGUGAUCAUGUAAAUGAAUUAAAAUAAUGCUGUUAUGUGUACUUGGUUGUUCUUUAAUAGACUGGUUCUCAUUCUAGGGGAGAUCCUUUUCAAGUGAAGUUGAAUGUUGCGAUCACAUGUGGAUACUUAAUUUACGGUAAGCCUAAUCAGACAUAUUUAUGUAUUUAUAAAAGAGCACGCAUACAUCGUAUUAUUUACUAAACAAUGAGUUGUGAGCUGGCACACAACUACUUGAAAUAUUCAGGUCAAAAUGGUAGAGGUGGUACACAUGUCAAUUCAACGCAACACAACACAAUUGGAUAUUAUACCCCCUCUAGUGUAAGAAUGUUGCACUGCACUCCUGUUAAAUCACAGGUUAGUGCAGGCAUAUGCAACCUUUGGCACUCCAGAUGUUUUGGACUACACCUCCCAUGAUGCUUUGCCAGCAUUAUGGGGGAUGUAGUCCACAACAUCUGGAGUGGCGAAGGUUGCCUAUCCCUGGGUUAGUGCAUUAGAGAACUUUAUGGCUCUCAUUGUAAGAUUGCCAUAGCAACUUCACCAGGACACUAUAACCACAAACUACCUUUUGUAGCAUCCCGGUGGAGGUGAUCAGGCAACAUCACCACAUUUUAUAUAGUCCUGGAAGAGCUGAUCUGGCAAUGACUCUAUCCUUUUUAUAGCUAUAUCAGUAAUAUUGUCAUCUGAAGGAAGGCGAUCACUUUAUUUUACGGUUCUGGCUCAAGCCCUAUCAAAUGUAAUAGAAAUGAAUAAACUCUUCACUCGGCUUGUCGGUGCUGAAAUGUGUCCAAUCCAUCCAGCAACGUUUCAGCAAUGAAUUGGCAAAUUAGCCUUGUUAUUGGAGCAUGUCCAAUUUGCAAAAUAUGAAAUAGUAAGUGAUGGUUGGUAUUAAUGGAUGUAGACAUGAGCAGACCACAGAUUAUGCAGACCUGUUGGUAUUUUUAGCUGCAAUUAUCUACCAGCUGUUGGUAUCAGCCUUUCCUAUAGGGAUCUCUUUAGUCUUCUCAGUGAAUGCUUGAGAACUCAGGUAAUGCAGUUCUGGUUGCCUUGACUGCUAGCAGUUAGCCAGAGUUUAUAAUGAUGUCAAGGAGUGUGAUCGUAACAAAUUUAAACUCAUUUUUCCCCCAGGUUUUUCAGCUUCUUUCUACAUGUUAUCCAGUGGCAGAACAGGGGUCGCUAAGGUUGCAAGUGUGACCCCAUAGUGCCCCUCUUCCUCCUCGCAGCGCAGAAAGGGUUAAAACCCCUUCUGUCACUUACCAGAGUCCACCUCCGCUCCUCCUCCCUUAAGUGAGCUAAUGAACACGCAUGGUGAGUGCCAUGCUUGCAUUAGGACUACCCCAAACGAAAGCAUUCAAUCAGUGCUUUCCUGUGGGGUUUUAGUUGAAACUGGAUGUCCUCAUGCAAAGCGUGCGAACACCCAGCGUCUGUUAGGAGACCAAAAGUUGUCUAAUGACUGGGAAGCGCCUCUAGUGGCUAUCUGGUAGACAGCCACUAGAGGUGGAGUUAACCCUCAGAGUUAAUUAUUGCAGUUUAUUAAUAAUGACAAUUGCAGAGUUAAGCUGACUGGGGCACUGCACCUAGACCACUUCAAUGAGCUGAGGUGGUGGUCUGAGUGCCUAUAUGUAUCUUUAAAGAGCAUUCCAUUCCAUUUUUACAUUGUGCUAGAAGAAAUGCUUGCAAAUAUAUAGAUUGUAAUGUAACGCUCUUUAAAAAUAUGGUUUCUCCUCUACCUGUCAAUGAAAUUCUCAACAUUAGACCUGUGUGCAAAUAGCACAUGGGGGCUAAUGCCAUAGAUUGAGUGACAGGUGGACUUCUUGCUCCCUGUCACUGUGUUUCUCCUCCAGCAGGCCAGGCCCAUGCUGGGAGAUUAUAGGAUGCACUGACGCCUAUGUGCUCGCAGUGAAGCCAGCAUGUUAGUGACCCAAAGCAGGACCAAUUAUUUCACACUCACGCGCAGCCAAACCACAUGUACAAUCACACUCAGCCAACCAACACAAUCACACUUAACCAAGCCCCACACAGAAUCACACUCAACCACCACACACAUCCCACUCAGGAGUAUUGCUUAGGUGGAACAAAGAGGGGCUAUAAGGAAGGGGUGGGGGUUUAUUUGAAUUCUUACACCAGGGAACUUUGAUUCCUAGUUACGCCCCUGAUGUUAUAUGUGCAUAAUUUAUCGAAAGUUGCAAAACAUGUAAAGCACACUUAGGGUGCACCCAUGUACAUUCCACAAUGCACAUGGCUCAUGCCAGUAACCGUGCCCAUGGUGCCAUUAUAUUGAUAACUUAAAAACAUACAAAAAAUUUAAAAAAGAAAAAUGCCUUUUUAAAUGUCCUUUAUCUAUUUUAGCGAGUAUUGGCCCUCACGCACCAGGAACAAGCUACAGCAAUGAGAAUGGCCUAUGUCUGGUCUACGGGGUUUGCCCCAAUAUCUCAGACUCCUGUUCAGCCAGUUUGUGGGAUAUUAGGAGCAAGUCUACUAAUCACACAGUAUGAGUGGAAUCGCUUGGUAAACAGUUAGCAGACAUUCUGCAGCUGUGGUCUGCUUAGUGAUCCAGAGCUGCCUCUCUCUCCUGGGAGAUUCAGCUGCUGGGUGACAGUUCUGAUGGGCACGCUGAUAACUGCGGAGAUCAGAGACUCUCAUUUUCAUUAUAAGGAGAAGUUCUGAUCCAUACACUGAACGUAACCCAAUAUUCUCUUUCUUUCAGACUUGGUACUCCUUGCUCGUUUCUGGAAAGUGAUGAGAGAUCCUUAUAUCGUUUGUCACCACAUGGCGGUGCUCUACGCAUAUGGAUAUGUUCUGGUAUUAUCUACAUUCCACUCCUCUUCUCUUUUUAUUGGUGAACGUGUAACGUGUAAAAAAUAAAAAAGUGAAAUUCACAUUUUCCCCCCCAAUACAUUGUGCUCCAAAGACAUGCAGAUCUUGUCAGUUCCUAAUUGAAAUUGCACUGGGUGAUAAAGAUCUGAACUAUCCACCGUCUGAGUCUUCCAAUUAAUGAGACUUUGUUGCAGCAUUAGAGAAAUAGAACAGUCGAGUUCAAUCAUCCUGGUGGAAUUUAAACUCUGUAUUCCCAAUACUUGGUGGUCAGGAUGAAUUAUCCAGUUGAUUCUAAUCUGCCAUCACAGUUUAUAUCUUAACAUUUCACGGCCAAGCUAUAUUGCUAUAUAAGGUGUGCUAACUUGGACUAUGUUUCAAAAGCUGUCUUAGAUAGUGUACAUAUACUGGAUGAUCAGGUCUAAAAUUCAGGCAGGGGUUAAAGGUCAUCCUUGUAAGAGUUGCUUGUGCGCCCCUACCCAGAAUCCUUAGCGCUGAGCCCAAUGACCACAUAAGAGGCUUAGGAAAUCUGUAAGAAAACAGGCAUGCUGAUCACUCUGCAAUGUGUAGUUGUGCUCAGUAGUUCUCUUCUGAUUUAACUGUACAGUUAGAGCAUUGUGGGAGAUGCAGUUCACAACAAUUGGAGUGCUGCACGUUACCUAGUCCUGCUCUAAAGGAUUGGUAUAUAUUGAAAUAUUGUGUACACAGAGACUAAUGGAAUGUGGAAAGCCUAUUAACUGUGAUGUAAAUACAUUCUCUAUGCACCCACCUUUCCUGCUUAUGUUAAUGCAGUUUUUGAGAUCUAGGUGACAAUUUGUCCUCAAUUAGUUUUUUAUUCAUGUAUUAGGAGAAACGACGACGAUAAUCUGUUAGCAGGAUAAGCGAGCUCUGAUUUCAUAGUUACACGGCUCUCCAACAUUUCUACAGGGGGCGACACUGUAAAUGUUAUUUCCCAAUUCCAAGAGCGAUACACACAGACACUCAGACAAUCACACACAAAACAAACAAAUACAUACUGACACACACACAUACACACAGGACAAGUAUGAAAAUCAGAAAACUAUACAUUUAUGUUCCUGGGAUGACACAUUCUACAUCACUAAACACACAGACAUACAUACAUGAGUGCCUCAGUCACAUAUCUGGUAGCAGCUAUUUUUCAAGUAACCAUCAUAAGUGUAUCAGGUAAAAGAUAUCAAUAUUUUAAGUGAAAAUAUGGCCACAACAGAUAGAAUUAUUUGAUGGGUUUUUUUACGUGCAAAUAAUGACAUCACGGCUUCUUCAGUGUAGCAACAUCUAGGGGAACAGAACACAUCUAUCUGGUGAUCCCGGCAGGGUCAUUACAAGUUAGGGACCCAGGCAAGCAUCUGUAAACGCUAAAAUAGUCUUCUUAGGAGAAUCAAAAUCUUUCAAAUUCUAUCAAUCACUGAUGGCCAUUUCUCCCUGAAGCCACCAGAGGUCAGUAGUGAUAUAGUAAAAUAUCCCAGCACUGUGAUUGACAGAAAGAGGGGUUAUGUAUAAUAAGUAACUGAAGUUCUGAAGUGGUGGAACUGUGUAAAAAAAGGGCAUAGUCACCAAUGGAAUGUCCCUCCUGGUUCCAAUUGUUUCUGUGGCAAUUGCACCACAUUUAGUACUUUAGACCACUUUCAGAACACUUUUUAUACAUAACUCCCACACUAAGCACUCUAUAGCGAUAUCAUUGAUCCCGGGGGAAUUUACCUAUAUUUAAAAACAUACUUUCCCUACAUAUGGCUGAGCACUUGUGUGAUUCUUUAGAAGCCCCAUUUACCACUUAUUAUAAUGGGUACAGACAUCGAUCUUUAUUUCAGAUUAUUGUCCACUCUUUAUUUGCAAAGCAUCCAGGGCAAUGUAGUAUUGAUCUUCUUAAUACUAUAUUUGUAGUGCAUAGCAAUACAUUCCUUUGUGAUGUAUUUACAAUGUAUUUUAAGCCUUGUAGUUGUAAUUUCUUUGGUUCUAACAAUUAUUAUUGAUCUGUUUCGUCACAGAAUCGGGGCGUUCUGCCAUAUUUUGCCAACUUUCGACUGAUUUCGGAGCUUUCCACACCAUUUGUGAACCAGAGGUAAGAACUUUAUUGUCCCCAGUGGGACUGACCCUUUAACCUAUAUAACAUGUCUUUGUCAUUUAGUCACUAUAUUGCCCAGUGGCAUUGAACCUUUAAACAUGUCACUGUCAUUAGGACACUAUGCUCCCCAGUGAGACUGACCUUCUUUAUUUGGGCCACACAAUUAUCACUGUAUAGUUUAUAAAUACUUUAAGGUGUUUAAAUGCUAUUUUUUUUUUUUUGUUUUGUACACCACUCUUUGCCGUUUCUCCUCUUACCAGAUCUAAGACAAUAUUAAAAGGCCUUUUAGAUUAUAAGCAUUCCCACUCAAUAUACACAAUAACCUGUAAACCUUGAUCUUACUUGCCACAGGUGGUUCUUUGAUGCAGUAGGGAUGCCACGUUCCUCAUGGAUGGUCCUGUUAAACGGCUUUGCCAUGGCUGCUGUCUUUUUCGUGGUCCGGAUCGCUGUAAUUCCCAGCUAUUACUCUCAAGUCUUUGCUACGUUUGGCACAGAGGGUUACAUUAGACUAGGUAUUGGACCACAGGUGGCCUGGAUUGUGUCAUGCGUAAUACUGGACAUCCUCAAUGUCUUUUGGAUGUACAAGAUCGCCCGUGGUUUUUAUCGUGUUGUGAAAUCCAAGCCUGAAGGAAAGCCUAAGAGAAACCACGCCGACUGA
Messenger RNA from Pelobates cultripes (western spadefoot toad), 19554 nucleotides. NCBI's taxonomy places the organism in Eukaryota, Metazoa, Chordata, Amphibia, Anura, Pelobatidae. The record is from the annotation of a GenBank genome assembly.